GCCCCCUCCUCCCGGGCUGGGCGCGCAGUCCCCGCGGCUGCCUGCCGCUGCCCCGGGUCUCCUCCUUGUGCGGCCCCAAAGUUCCGGCCUCGGUGCUGAGAGGGAAGGUUUAGAUCGACGGACGCGGUGGCCGGCGAUGGGCGCGGGCUAGCUUUUGUGAAGCUCGUGUCAGACACUGAAAAGACAGAAAAGUCUGUCAGCUCCUAUGAAGCGCCUGUUUGUGCGACGCCGCCCCUCCUGGAGUUUACACUCGCAUUUUCUCAUUUAUAGCUGUGUGUGCAAUUGCCUCUUGGAAAUACAGAUAUAUUCAUCAUGCCAACGGUAGUGGUGAUGGAUGUGUCACUCUCUAUGACUCGGCCUGUCUCUAUCGAGGGAUCAGAAGAAUAUCAACGAAAACACCUAGCGGCCCAUGGUUUGACUAUGUUAUUUGAGCACAUGGCCACCAAUUACAAGCUUGAGUUUACAGCCUUGGUGGUUUUUUCUUCACUUUGGGAGUUAAUGGUCCCUUUUACAAGAGAUUAUAACACUCUUCAGGAAGCACUGAGUAAUAUGGAUGAUUAUGAUAAAACAUGCUUAGAGUCUGCAUUACUUGGUGUUUGCAAUAUUGUUCAACAAGAAUGGGGAGGCUCAAUUCCUUGCCAGGUUGUUCUAGUAACCGAUGGAUGCCUAGGCAUUGGGAGAGGUUCGCUGCGCCACUCACUAGCUUCUCACACUCAACGAAGCGACAGUAAUAGAUUUCCUCUGCCUUUCCCUUUUCCAUCUAAGUUAUACAUCAUGUGCAUGGCAAAUUUGGAAGAGCUCCAGAGCUCAGAUUCCCUAGAUUGUCUUGAACAACUCAUAGACUUAAACAAUGGUGAAGGACAGAUUUUUACCAUUGAUGGUCCUUUGUGCUUGAAGAAUGUACAGUCUAUGUUUGGGAAACUGAUAGACCUGGCAUAUACACCUUUCCAUGCUGUUCUCAAAUGUGGUCACUUAACAUCUGAUGUGCAAGUCUUCCCUAGACCAGAACCUUUUAUUAUAGAUGAAGAAAUUGAUCCUAUUCCUAAAGUAAUAAAUACAGAUCUGGAAAUAGUGGGUUUUAUCGAUAUAGCUGAUAUUUCAAGCCCCCCAGUUCUGUCUAGGCAUCUGGUUCUACCCAUUGCUCUUAAUAAAGAAGGUGAUGAGGUAGGUACAGGCAUCACUGAUGACAAUGAAGAUGAAAAUUCAGCUAAUCAGAUUGCUGGUAAAAUACCCAACUUUUGUGUCCUGCUCCAUGGCAGCCUCAAAGUAGAAGGAAUGGUAGCCAUUGUUCAGUUAGGUCCUGAGUGGCAUGGAAUGCUAUACUCUCAAGCUGACAGCAAGAAGAAAUCAAAUCUCAUGAUGUCUCUCUUUGAACCUGGUCCAGAACCUCUCCCUUGGUUGGGGAAAAUGGCACAACUGGGGCCAAUUUCAGAUGCUAAAGAAAAUCCUUACGGUGAAGAUGAUAACAAGAGUCCUUUCCCCUUGCAACCUAAAAACAAGCGCAGCUAUGCCCAGAAUGUGACUGUGUGGAUUAAACCAAGUGGUUUACAGACAGAUGUUCAAAAGAUUUUAAGAAAUGCAAGAAAACUGCCUGAAAAAACACAAACAUUCUAUAAGGAGCUAAACCGUUUACGGAAGGCUGCCCUAGCAUUUGGCUUCCUGGAUCUCUUGAAAGGAGUAGCUGACAUGCUAGAAAGGGAGUGCACCCUUCUCCCUGACACAGCCCACCCUGAUGCUGCAUUCCAGUUAUCCCAUGCUGCCAGGCAACUCAAAUUGGCCAGUACUGGUACCUCCGAUUAUGCAGCUUAUGAUCACAAUAUUACCCCACUUCAGACAGACUUUUCUGGAAGCAGUACUGAAAGAAUGUAAAGUUGGCUUGUUUGGGAAACAUUUCCUUUAAAAAAAGAGAGAGAUUUUCAAAGUGGGGAGUCAGGAGAUGAAAACCUAUCUACAUUAGGUUGGAAUCACUAAGCUGAGUCUAAAGAAUCUCCAAAAAAAUUCUUAGAAGUAGUUAACUUCUUAGCUUCCAUGUUGGAGAGAAGUUGAGUGUCAAAGGCCCUGGCUUCUGAAGGACAGUGGUUGUUUCUGCUAUGCAAAUUUCCUAGGCAGCUUUGGCUGGGAGUGGAGCUCCCUCUAUCCAUGAGCAAGUGUAUGAAAACUCAUCAGUAGGAGCUCUCCCCUCUCUGAUCUCUAAAAAGGCAUUUACUCUCCUGCUUUAAAAGCCAACCAGCAAAAGGACAAGUUUUCUUUUAACAUCUGCACUUGGAAUGAACAAUUCAGGCAACCAAGAGAUUGCCCUUGUUAGAACUUAAACAAAAUGGGGAUACUGAUGAUAUUGUUUAUUUUAAGAUGCAGUUUUAAACAAUGACCAAAUAUCUAAUACAUAUAAAAUUGAUUGGAGCUUUUUUUUUUUUUUUUUUUUUUAAGUUUUAAGGUAAAUGAACAAUAAAAUGCUUGAUUUUACAAAACGGCUUCACUUGGAGAUUAACAUUUCAGAUUUUGUUUGUUUUCCAACCUAUUAACUGAUCAGUAUUUAAAUCAAUCUGCAGGUUUUUAAGAGUGCUAAAAUAGCACAGGUUUACAAUAUGAACCCUGAGUUCCACUUUGGGUUAAACUGCUGGUGCAAAGGAUUAUUAUCUUCUACAUCAUCUCAUAGGCCAAAGCUCAGUCAAAAUCGAGUUCUGGCAACAACAAAAAAAAUCUAAGGAAUAAGUAUGAAAUUUUUAAGAUAAAACUGAAUUGAGAAUGAGGAGCUCUGCUCAGUUUCUGCUAUCACAAACUAGCUAGAACCAAGCAGAAAUUCCCAUCCUUACUGCACCUCAGCCAAUCUAUAAAAUUGAGAGGACUAGACUUAAGAGGGUUUCUUGAACUUGUCAUGGCUCACCUCUCACAAUAAUGCCUUUAAAUGCAUAAAAUAAAAUGUGUAGUAGGAGAAAAAAGGGAACUAACUUUUUUGAAGUUUUCAAAACAAAAAUCUUUUAAACCACAAUUUAAACCAAAAAGGAACUCUUAGACUAGAUAAUCUCUAUAUUCCAGCUAUUCCGAAAACUGCCAUUCAGAGCCUCUGAAAUUGUAGACAAGCGACAUUUCCCAUGCUUGGCUAUCUUUUAUAGCUUCCUAUGGAAGGGAUAUUGUGCCCAAUAUGGGAGAACGUGUUAGAUGAAAAAGUUACAUGAAAAUAAAAGAGUGAAUCCACCUGAAUCUGCCAGAGAAGUACUCCAAACUGAGGUAAAAUCUGAUAGUCCUACCUUCAAGAUUCUGAAUAAAGCGCCACAAAACUCUAAGGUUUUGAUUGUAAAUGUUUUAAUAGAAAUCCACCAUCUUUUGCCUCCUCAGAGACAAUAUAAUAAGAUCCAUGACAAUCACAAAGAAUACAAGUUUUUUUCCUUGAGAGUGCAGGCCACUUGACUGCAAAGCUGAAAUUCCUGAUUUCAUAAGAACUCAAGUUGAAAGAACAUGUCAGGAGUCAGUAUGAACAAGUUGUGUUGAUGAUAAGUUGCAGACAUGCAAAACAUUGUCCUACCAAAGAAUAAAUUAAAAGGGGAAAAUGCCUUCCUUAUGCUAAUUAGGUAUUUGAUAUCAAGCCAAGAUUUCUUUUUCCUAGGCUCACAGCUCCUGUAACUAGAAAGGGUAACUCAUUGUGUGAGCCCCAGCAAGAACAAUGGCUUCUGUUCCAGGAUAGAGAUGAAGGAUCUAUUUAUGCCUUGAAUGCUUUACUUCAAAUGUUUUUUCUAACAGACUUUAUACAUGGCAUACUCAAAAUGCAGUGGGGAGAAACCCUAUUAAUCUUUAAAACAAGUGAUCUUUUUUCUUUCAAAUUCCUUCUACCCCUGCUAGGAUGUUUCCUUCCAGAAUCUCUUAGUGACACCAGCUAGCAGACUGCCAAAUUCCCAACUUUGUUUUCCCAAUUUUGCUACAAUGGUAAGUGAAAAAGUCAGUUUAAACUACUAGAAUGAAGGCAGCUAUGGUCCUCCAAAAAAUGCAUUUCCCACUAUUCUUUUACAAAUAGACAACUGAUGGAUUCUGUGCACUGAGCAUAGAUAACCCAAUAUCUUAUGUUUGUGCACUGCCUUAAAUUUACUUUGUUCAUCCUAAUGACAUGAAUUUUAAGAAUUAUUUAACUUCAGCA
Molecule: messenger RNA, 4129 nt
Organism: Sarcophilus harrisii (Tasmanian devil)
Lineage: Eukaryota; Metazoa; Chordata; Mammalia; Dasyuromorphia; Dasyuridae
Gene: INTS14
Product: integrator complex subunit 14
Exons: 13
Coding region: 313-1869 (518 amino acids)
Biological process (GO): snRNA 3'-end processing
Cellular component (GO): integrator complex
Source: RefSeq, a predicted model, not a curated record